CCUGCAGACCCAAGUGGGGGAGAGCAGAGCCCUGCUGCACAGGAGGCCCAGCCGCUCCUCCCCCACCACGCUGGCCCUCCAUGGAAGCCUUGGUCUGUGCGUUCUCUGAGCUGCGCAUAAGAGAAGAUGCAGUGAGCUGGGCCCGAGGACAUCCCAGCCACCCCGACACACCACCCAACAUCUACGAGGGGGGACUGGGGGCCCAGCAGCAGCAGUGCCCCAGUGCCCAGGGAAGCAAGCCCAAGAACUUCCGGCUGCGCCACCUCCGGGGCCUGGCUCUCUACCUGCCGGGCCACAUGCAGGCUGCUGGCCAGUGUGAGAGCCACUGGCUAGGCCGGCUCAUGGCCAGGGGCUGCUUCCCACGGCCUGAGGGCAUGGCCUGGCCCCUAGACCUGCCACAGGGGACUCUGGGCUCCGUUAACAGCCAUUGCUCAGCCCUUCUGGAAGCUCCAGUGCCCAGGGACAGCCUGGGAAAUACAGCUUCCAGUUCCAGCAUGGACCCAGCCAAGGGUGUCCCCUCCCAGCUGGGUCCCUCCGAAGGCUUGGGGCUCAGGCCCAAGAGGUCCUGGGGGGCCUCAGAGGAGUCCACAUGUCCCUUAUGCAAGCGAACCCGCUCUGGGGCUCUGGAGAGACCAUAG
Messenger RNA from Lutra lutra (Eurasian river otter), 638 nucleotides. It is a transcript of the gene C18H16orf90, whose product is annotated as chromosome 18 C16orf90 homolog. Lineage: Eukaryota; Metazoa; Chordata; Mammalia; Carnivora; Mustelidae. The transcript is spliced from 3 exons. The record is from RefSeq and is a predicted model, not a curated record. Bases 81 to 638 code for a protein of 185 amino acids.